Molecule: messenger RNA, 1091 nt
Organism: Vespa velutina
Lineage: Eukaryota; Metazoa; Arthropoda; Insecta; Hymenoptera; Vespidae
Product: calcium and integrin-binding protein 1-like
Exons: 5
Coding region: 51-635 (194 amino acids)
Molecular function (GO): calcium ion binding
Source: RefSeq, a predicted model, not a curated record
UGAUAACUCUCUUUCACGUAUAUGUGAUAAACUAAAAAGCAACUGAAGUCAUGGGAAACUUUCGUUCUAAUCAUACUCUUACGAGCGAAUUAAUACAAGAAUACGUCGAAUUAUCAUAUUUGAGCAAAUCUGAAAUAUAUCACAUUUUCAACCUACUUAAUGAUUUAACACCAGGAAUCUUGCACGAUAAUUUACAUUAUCGCUUUACGAAGAAGCAAAUAGAUGAAAUAUUACCUCAAGUCCGUCAUAGUCCUUUUCGCGAUUCAAUAUACCGGAUAUUUUCUUCGGAACAAGACGAAUGCUUAAGUUUCGAAGACGUUUUGGACCUUUGCUCCGCCUUUUCGGAAAAUUGUCCUUUGAACGUUCGUUCAGCCUGGGCAUUUCUAAUAUUCGACUUCGACGGCGAUGAUCAGCUUGCAUUAGCCGAUUUAAUUGAAGCUAUUCAAAGAUUGACUGGUGUUAAUGAAAAUGAAGAAAUCAAGAAUGAAAUGGAUCGUGAACAUGCCGAAAAAGUGGCACGUAUGAUGAUAUCUGAAAUGGAUUUCUCUGAAAAUGGAAGUAUUUCGCCUCAAGAAUUUGAACGACUCGUUGCGAGGAUGCCGGACUUUGCUCACUCUUUUCGAUUUAAGUUCUAAUUUUAGAAGCACUUUAAAUCCACUGAUUUUAAGAUAUCAACGUAUGUGUUAUUUUUAUAUAAUAAGUUAGCGCUUAUAUGUAAUACAGUUUGAACGAUCGUAAAUGCCAGAAAGCACCAAAUCGGGUAUGCAAGGAGUUUCUAUUUUUCUUUCAUAAGUCAAUGGAAGAAUUGAAGGUAUUUUGUAUUUCGUAUAUGAUGUCGGAUACUUUUUUAAAUACGACGGCAUCAACGUUGAUGCGCACUGAUACUUGUACUUAUUUGUUUUGAAAAAGUGUAAUGGAUGAAGUUUUGAUGAAUGAUCCUUGUAUUGAUCACGAUGAGCUUGUACCACCUUUUUAUAAAAAAAAAAAAUAAACAUUAGUGUGAAUAUAACUCAUAAUGAAAAAGAUUCGCUAAAAAAAUGUAAUAAAAAUGAUUAAUUUUAUAGUAAAAUAAUAUUAUAUGAACAAAUCAA